Messenger RNA from Haliaeetus leucocephalus (bald eagle), 585 nucleotides. It is a transcript of the gene ARL14, whose product is annotated as ADP-ribosylation factor-like 14. Lineage: Eukaryota; Metazoa; Chordata; Aves; Accipitriformes; Accipitridae. Gene Ontology annotation, biological process: vesicle-mediated transport; intracellular protein transport. The coding region runs from base 1 to 585 and encodes 194 amino acids. The record is from RefSeq and is a predicted model, not a curated record. The transcript has a single exon. Gene Ontology annotation, cellular component: cytoplasm. Gene Ontology annotation, molecular function: GTPase activity; GTP binding.
AUGGGCCUCCAGAGCACCAAACACUCCAAAGUCAAGCAAGCUAACAUACUGAUCUUAGGACUUGAUUAUGCGGGAAAAUCUACACUGUUGUACAAGUUCAAGUAUAACGAUGUUUUUCUAACAAUUCCAACAGUUGGUUUUAAUGUUGAUAUGAUUGAAACAGAGAAAGAUUUUACACUGACGUUUUGGGAUGUUGGAGGACAACAGAAAAUGAGAAAAGUUUGGUGCAAUUUCCUGGAAAACACCGACGGACUGCUGUACGUUGUGGACAGCUCUGAUAAGCAACGUCUGGAGGAAUCAAAGAAAGAAUUUGAAAUCAUUUUAAAGAAUGAAUUUAUAAAAAGCGUACCAGUUGUCGUGCUAGCAAACAAGCAGGAUUUGCCUGGAGCUUUGAACGCUGAGGAAAUAACCAGGAGACUGAAGAUGAAGAAAUACUGCAGUGACAGAAAUUGGUAUGUACAACCCUGUUGUGCUAUCACAGGAGAAGGUUUGUCAGAAGCUCUCCAAAGACUAACCACAUUUGCAAAACACUACAGCAGAUCAAAGGAGACUUCUACAAUCUUCAAGGAAAUCAAAACACUUUAA